AUGACCACCUUGAAGCCACAGCUUGUGAGAGCUGAUACUCUCGACCUGCAAGAUCCUGAUGCGCCCUCUGCGAAGGACCACACACGACAACCUGCACAUCUGUUGUCAUAUGGGUUUGGACCUGCCGCACCACACCAGGCGCAAACAUUGAGGCAUGCUGAACACGAGGCAUAUCAGCAGCAGCAUACAAGUCCUGGAGCGUCGGAAGACAGAGCCAAUGGCGGUUUCCGGUCCAAUCAGCAUUUAUACGACGAUCUGGACGAUGACCGAGAUGACGAUCAAAUAACCUCCCAGAAUGGAACGAAUGGAGAUGGAUAUCAUGGGCAGGACCUUGAUGACGGAGAUGGUGGUGAUUCCCACGACGAGGACAUGGAUGACGACCUCAUGGACAAGAUCUCCAGCUCUCCCUCAAUUGAAGAUGGUAAAUACUCCCUAACCCCCCGGCCCGCACGAGCGGAUUCGGUCGAUUGUGAAGCUUCCCCAGCUCCACCAUCGUCGCCGACUCGAAGCAUUUUCUUUUCUUCCUCACCAUUCUCUUCCACCCCUGAACACUUUAAGUUUCCUUCACCCCAAUUGUGUCACCCGGCAAGUCAUCAUGGUGAGUAUGGCCAAGGCUUGAGUCGCACCAUAGUCAACCAGAACUUUGAAUAUCAGGAGCGUGCCGAAUCGCUGGAAACUCCGUCGCCUACACCCAUACCCGACCAGGCAUCGCAAUUCUACAACAUCCCGUUGUCAGAAUCACAAGAAUUUCGAAGAUACUUGCUACCUUUGGACGACCCAGUCUUAGCGGAUACGGUUGACGACUACCGAGAGAACACCGUUUACAAUGAAGAUCAUGAGUGGGAAGAUGAGGAAUCCUGCUUACCAGACCCUGCUUCAAGUUCUGAUGAUGAUGAUGAUGAUGAUGACACCGAUGAUUUCCCAUUCUGUCUUGACGAUCGCUUUAUCGACUCGGGUUGGGGUGGAGAAUGCUUACGAGAAAUAGAGGAUAUCGAUUUCGAGUUCGUAUAUGCUUUACACACUUUUGUCGCAACGGUCGAAGGGCAAGCCAAUGCUACAAAAGGAGAUACCAUGGUAUUGCUUGAUGACAGCAAUAGCUAUUGGUGGCUCGUUCGGGUGGUGAAAGAUGGCAGCAUUGGCUAUCUGCCCGCCGAACAUAUCGAGACGCCUACGGAACGUUUAGCUCGAUUGAACAAGCAUAGAAAUGUCGAUUUAUCGGCUUCCAUGCUUGGAGACAACCCUGAAAAGUCCAAGAACCCAUUGAAGAAGGCAAUGCGUCGAAGAAAUGCUAAAACAGUCCAGUUUGCGGCUCCUACAUAUUAUGAGCCUUCCGAUUAUGAAUACUCUGAUGAAGAAGAAGGAGAGGAGGGUCAACUUGAUCAAAUUGGUGUGGAGAAUCCUGAGGAUGGUGAAGCCGCCGAAGACCAAGAAAUUUCGGCCACAUCUACAGAGUCUCAGGACCAAAGUUCAUCUACCACUGUGAACGGUAUUCAGCGCAUGACCAGCAAUGACAGCUUGAAGAAUGACCUAUCUUCAAGUCCGGUCAAAACUCAACCUGCACCAGUCGGCUUAGACCAGAAGACGUCUGAAGAACCAGUACAGCGAUCGAGGAAGGGAGUGGUUCGAAAUACAGACUCAUUCUUCAGAGACGAUACAGUUGAGACAAAGAAGAUAUCAUUAACUCCACGGUUAUUACGAGGCGACUCUGACUCUGGUGGCUCUACCGAGCAAGAAGUACGCCAACGCCCAAGCUUGGAGACUUUUGAUAAGAUGAUCGGUCCAGACGAUAAAACCAAAGACAAGAAGAAGGACAAGAAGGGUAUGCUUAGUGGUCUUUUCAAACGAAAGAAAGGUGCCCCCCAUGAAGAGAGUGAAAGAAUAUCAGAAGACUCUCGGCAAUCGCCACAAGCGAAGGAUUCUCUUGAAUCACUCUCAAUGAAGCCUGAAGCAGGCCCAGAGCGCAAGCCGAGUAAAUUGCAAAAGACGCCCCCGUACUUAUCGCCGAAAGCAUCUCCCACAGAACCACGAGCUCCACAGCGAGAUGUAUCAAAUGCUCCUCAGACCGCCGGGCCUCCUGCACCGACAGGACCUGCGCCGGCGCCGCCGACAGUCCGAAAGGUCGAGUCUGACGAUAUACAAGCCGAAGAGUCACCGUCCUCAACAUCCACGCAGUCUCAAUCCACUGCCCAAGUGAAUCGUUUCCCUUCUCUCACCGAAAAGCGAUCGAUAUUUUCGCCCAUUACAACAGCUCUGAAAUCCACUCCAUCAUCAGGUUCAGACAAUGGGUCUCCUGUAAAGGCGGUAUACUCAAAGAAAGCUAAAGAACGGUUUGCAAUAGACGACAGCGAGUCCGAGGAUGAUGAUAUUACUCCCAAGAUCGAAGAUCAAGAUCGUUCAAGCGUAUCCCCCCUUGCAGAUUCACAGGUGCAGUUGUCUAGAUCAGACUCUGCCAUGCAAGUCUCCCCAAUGGAAGCCUCAGCGCCAGGAGACCCCAAAUCUCAAGUUCAGCCACCUGCAGCACUCAGAUCCUCUCCUCCGCUAAACGAGAUCAAUCCGCCCGAGUCAGAAGGAACUGCAAGUACCUCAAAGCCGUCACCUUCUACUGCCACCCACACUCCAUCAACUUCAAGAUCCACUCCGACCUGGUCUGAUGCUUCUCUCAGAUCAUAUAUGGAGAACAGUCAAGACAUUAAGGAUCUUCUCAUUAUUGUUCACGACAAAUCGAACGUUACACCUGUUGGGCCGGACCACCCCCUUAUGCACAAUCUUUUUUCGGAUGAGCGGACAAAGCUCUCAGAGAUGCAGUCCCAGCUUGAUACUAUGCUGAUGCACUGGAUAUCCAAAAAGAACGCAAACCUGUCGUCGGCCACGACUUGA
Molecule: messenger RNA, 2877 nt
Organism: Rhinocladiella mackenziei CBS 650.93
Lineage: Eukaryota; Fungi; Ascomycota; Eurotiomycetes; Chaetothyriales; Herpotrichiellaceae
Exons: 4
Coding region: 1-2877 (958 amino acids)
Biological process (GO): establishment or maintenance of actin cytoskeleton polarity
Cellular component (GO): cell tip; microtubule cytoskeleton
Molecular function (GO): protein binding
Source: RefSeq, a predicted model, not a curated record